AUGAUACUAACACUAUGUAUAAACGUGACUUCUCGUAUCAUGGACACCGCUUCCCUUCGCGGGUCUGAGUAUUUUAUACAAGUUGAUUAUGAUGAAAUAACCAACACAUAUGAGAUAUUUUCUAAACAUGUUACAAUCGAGCAACAUUCCACCUCAGCCAAAGUAACUUUUGAAGGGCACAAAGUAUUUAAAGUUGUCCCAAAUACAGAAAAUAAUGUGAAAAUUGUGAUGGACCUGCAAAAACAACGUAUUGGAGAAUUUUGGUCGGACCAGUUUGAUGUUCAUAAUGCUGCCAAAAUAACGGUAGCACCAGAAAAUAUAAAUAAAUUUGUCGAUGUUAUGAAUAGACAUGGUAUUGAAUUUGAAGAGAUAAUUGCAGACUUACAAAAGGUCAUUGACAGUCAGCUGAAACCAGUAAUCACCGUUGAGAGAAGUACAGAUUUUCUUUCAUUUAGUUGGAACCGGUACCAUACACUAGAAGAAAUUAACAAUUGGCUUGAUGAACUUCAAAAUAAUUACCCUGAUAUAGUAACCACUGUCGUUAUGGGGAGGUCUGUUGAAAAUAGAGAUAUUAAGGGCGUUAUAAUAAAUUACCACCAAGAGAGAAAUAAUACCCUGAUAGGUAUGAUCGAAGGCACGAUUCACGCAAGGGAGUGGAUAGUACCUGCGACCACAACUUGGAUAAUCAAGGAAUUUUUGACGAGUACUGAUCCCGAAGUUCGCGCUUUAGCAGAGAAUAUUGAAUGGCAUAUAUUUCCAGUAGUUAAUCCAGAUGGAUAUGUCUACACAUUUACAACUCAUCGAAUGUGGAGAAAAAAUCGAAGCACGAGAAACUUUACAUCUUGCUCGGCUACAGGUGUGGACGACGACAUGAGUAAUGGAGUUGAUCUUAACAGAAACUUCGAUUUUGCGUGGAUGUCAAUCGGCGCAACAGAUAAUCCCUGCAGCAAUACCUUUGCUGGCCCCUCAGCAUUUUCUGAACCAGAAUCUAAGGCUGUGGCUGAUUAUGCAUCAAAACUGAAGAAUCAAGGAACUUUCGUAUAUUAUUUUGCUCUUCAUUCGUACUCUCAACUAAUUAUUGUACCGUAUAGCCAUUUAACUGCUGCCGAAUCUGCGAGUAUAACGAACUAUGCUGAUAUGUACGACAUUGCACGAGGAGGUGCUGAUAAACUAGAGGAACGAUUUGGAACCGUAUACAGGACUGGUGUUUCUGCUGAUAUAUUGUAUCCCAUGAGUGGUACAAGUUUUGACUGGGUGAAGAAUGAAACAGAUGUCUCAGUAUCGUUCUUAAUAGAGUUGAGAGACCUCGGCGAAUACGGUUUCCUUCUGCCACCAGAGCAGAUUAUUCCUAAUAACUUGGAGAUCAUGGACGCCUUACUAGAGAUGGAUAGGACGACAAGACUUUUGGAUGUUCAAGUACAGAUUUUAUAUGAUUUAAGAAAACAAGAUUAUUAUUAUUGGACUGAUGUCUUUACGGUUAAUAGUAAUGUUAGGAUUAUGGUAUCGCCGUUGAAGGAUGAAGAAUUCGUCCAAUACUGCAGAAAUUUUGGACUAAAUCCGGUCAUCAGUAUAAAUAAUGUGCAAAAAUUAAUCGACGAUCAGUUAAGACCUUCUCUUAUGAAUGCAGAACGUAGCACUACUCUCGGGUCAUUUAGUUGGACUAGAUACCAUUCCCUAUCAGAAAUUCACACUUGGCUUGAUGAACUAGCAGAAAUGUAUCCUAAUAUUGUAACAACAGUCAAUAUUGGAGAAUCAAAUGAAGGACGUCUUAUUAAAGGAGUUGUAAUAGACUUUAAAGCAGGAGACAGAGGUGACUCACCACUUGUUGCAAUGAUAGAAGGCGGUAUACAUUCUCGAGAGUGGAUUUCUCCCGCAACAGUUUCUUGGAUUAUAAAAGAAUUCUUGACUAGUGACAACAAUGAAGUACAAAAUUUGGCAAGAGCUUUUGUUUGGCAUAUAUUUCCCGUUGUAAAUCCUGACGGUUACAACUACACUUUUACAAAUGAUCGAAUGUGGAGGAAAAACCGAAAUGUAGCUAAUUUUGUGAACUGUUCAUCCACUUCAGAUGACUUAAGCAACGGCAUUGAUUUAAACCGAAAUUUUGAUUUCCUUUGGAUGACGGUUGGUGCCUCCUCAGAUCCAUGUACGCAAACAUAUGCUGGACCGACCCCAGCAUCAGAACCUGAAACACAGGCAAUUGCAAACUAUGUGUUAAAUCUUAAACAGACAGGCAAUUUGCUUUACUAUUUUGCGUUCCAUUCCUAUUCUCAGAUGAUUCUUAUUCCAUACAGUCAUUUGUCUGGGUCCGAUGUGAUUCAAUUGGAAAACUACGCAGAUUUGUAUGAGAUUGCAAUCCGCGGCGCCGAUAAAUUGACGCAAAGACACGGAACAUCCUACCGCGUAGGAACUUCAGCGGACAUUUUGUACGAAGUAAGUGGCUCAAGUUUUGAUUGGGUCAAAGGUGUUGCAAAUGUACCCGUAGUCUAUUUGUUUGAACUUCGCGAUGUUGGUGAAUACGGAUUUCUUCUACCUACUGAACAAAUCAUCCCUAACAAUGAGGAAAUUAUGGACUGCUUACUAGAAAUGGAUAGGACGACGAGGCAACUGGGGUAUUAUUCCGGGGCAGUUUCUAUUACCGUUUCUUUAACAUGUUUAUUAAUCAGCUUAGCAUUUAUUUUUAUGAAAUAA
Parnassius apollo (apollo) is the source of this 2688-nucleotide messenger RNA. NCBI's taxonomy places the organism in Eukaryota, Metazoa, Arthropoda, Insecta, Lepidoptera, Papilionidae. The record is from the annotation of a GenBank genome assembly.